Molecule: messenger RNA, 2187 nt
Organism: Felis catus (domestic cat)
Lineage: Eukaryota; Metazoa; Chordata; Mammalia; Carnivora; Felidae
Product: olfactory receptor 6M1-like
Exons: 3
Coding region: 1092-2012 (306 amino acids)
Biological process (GO): G protein-coupled receptor signaling pathway
Cellular component (GO): membrane
Molecular function (GO): olfactory receptor activity; G protein-coupled receptor activity
Source: RefSeq, a predicted model, not a curated record
UUGUAAACCAAAUCUCUGAAGGUGAACACAGAAUCUCAUUAACUAUCAAAGUUCAUAUUCAAUAGAGGCAGAGUAAUGUUAUUUUCUGGAGAGCGUAAAUAAAGACGGUUACAUUUACAAUCAAGUCACAAUACCCCCAAUGAAUGAACAGCGGUGACCUAACAAAGGGUGACAGUUCAGAGAGAUGUUUCAGUGAAAGCAAAGAUGAAUUCUCCUGACAAUCAGGCCCAUGAGGGUAGAAUGAGUUGCCUCAAGAAACAGUGAGUUUAGCAUCACUGGACGGGACCUUGGUGGAGACAUUGCAGGAUAUUUGGGGGCCGGCUGACUCAUCCGCCUGUGGAGUUCUCUUCUGCUCUAACGUCCCGUGUUUGAAUAAUUCCACGUUUCUGGGUGCAUCCACAGAAGAAAGAGAAAUUCACUAAAUAGAGAGGAAAUUACAUUCCUGCAACUAAAACCAAACAAAGAAACAGAAACCCAACUGAAAUUUGAGAAGCUUUUGGUCACUUUUGCCAGAGAUCCAAAAUAGGAGUCAGAGGACCUGCUCGUGACUCGGUUGGGUGGGACUCCCCCAUUCAUCGCCAAACCUCACUCUUCUGCUCUUGGCAAAAAUGUGCUUCAGAGUCCACAUUACUUGAAACUCAGAGGAAUACCUGAGAUGGAGACUCACUGGACGUGUAACAUGAAAGAUUAAAUGGUAAUAUACCACUUGCAUUCAUCCUGGUGUAAGUCAGGAUUUAAAUUUUUCUGUGGAAAUACAAAAAAGAACUGAAAAAAACUGAUAGAAAUUACUCAAAAGGACUGCUUUCCAUUCAGAGGAAGACGGAUGGAACACUUCAGCAAAAAGCGAAUAACCAUUUGGUGUGGUUCUGAAAGGGCGGUUAAGUACCACGUGGGAAAACAGACUCAGGCUAAGACUGAGAUUUACACAGAAUCCAGCACUGAAGCAAUAACAGAAUUUAAAGAAAAAUGGGUGGGAAGCAGGAGGAAAAACACACCCAGAUUUCUAGUUUGUUAACAUACUUGAAUGGAGAAAAUACCAACUGUGGGACAAUCAGCGUGAUAGAAGCGCUGCCCACUAAGUAUUGCAUGCCAUGGAUAUGCAAAAUCAGACCACAGUGACUGAAUUCACCCUGACUGCCUUCCCUGUUAUCCGGAAGCUUCAGAUCUCCCUCUUUGUGGUCCUCUUGUUUAUUUACAUGUUAACUCUUACAGGAAAUAUUGUCAUCAUUUCCCUAAUAUGGGCUGAUAAUCGCCUCCAAACCCCAAUGUACUUCUUCCUCAGUAAUUUGUCAUUUCUGGACAUUUUAUACACUACCUCAGUUACCCCAAAGCUAUUAGCUUGUCUUCUAGAGGACAGGAAGACCAUAUCUUUUGCUGGCUGCAUGACUCAAACAUACUUCUUCUUUUUCUUGGGGACAGUGGAGUUUAUCCUCCUAGCAGUGAUGUCCUUUGACCGCUAUGUGGCCAUCUGUAACCCCCUGCGCUAUACCAUCAUCAUGAACAGCAACGUCUGUCUCCUACUGGUUCUGGGAUGCUGGGUAGGAGCCUUCUUCUCAGUGCUGUGCCCAACUAUUGUAGUGUCCAGACUGCCCUACUGUCAUAAAGAAAUCAGUCAUUUUUUCUGUGACAUUGCCCCUCUGCUACAGGUGGCCUGCAUAGACACUCAUUUCAUUGAGAUGAUAAACUUCCUCUUAUCUUCCCUCGUCCUCCUGACCUCGCUGGUACUCACCAUUGUGUCUUACACCUACAUCAUUUCUACCAUUUUGCGCAUCCCCUCAGCCCAAGGACGUCAGAAGGCAUUUUCCACCUGUGCUUCUCACAUCACGGUCGUCUCCAUUGCCUAUGGGAGCAACAUCUUCAUGUAUGUGAGGCCCAGCCAGAGCCGUUCGCUGGAUUUUGACAAAGUGACUGCUGUUCUCACCACUAUGGUGACGCCUCUUCUGAACCCCUUCAUUUAUAGUCUAAGGAAUGCAAAGAUGUUUGAGAUGCCUGGUUUCAUCCCUGACAGCUAAAGACUGUAGAUACUGACAGAAACAAGGAAGAAGAAUAUCCCAGGUUUGUACAGCCUACUUAAAUAUGUACAUCUGUGUAUCUCCCCUCAUCCUCUUAACCUUGAGAAGCUGAUACUAUUAUCUCCAAACCGAGGUCCACAGAGGUUAAGCCUCUUGCCCCAAACCAUACCCUGGA